AAAGCAUAGCCUCCAGAACUCUGUCGGUUCAUUUGAUCGGAUAACAUUCGUUUGGAGUUUUCCCCGAUCAUGACUCGGGCUUCUUUUCCCGUGUUUGUGUUGCUGGUGUUUGCGCUUCAAGCUCUUGCUGUAGAGAGUCACAACUCUGGAUACAGUUUGGUAAGAAAAAGAAGAGAAUGGGUUCUUCCUCCAAAACUUCUUACGGAAAAUGUAGAUUACACUAAAGAGAAGUUGAUUGCUAAGAUUCGAUCCGAUUUUCAAGUUGGCUCAAAUCUUCGCUACUCCCUGGAAGGUGUUGGGGCAAACCAAUAUCCUUUCCAUGUCUUUGUGGUUGACGCCAAUACUGGUGAUGUUAGUGUCACUAAACUGCUCGACAGGGAAGAGAUCGAUACUUACAACUUGUCUGGUGUUGCUGUGUACAAUAAUGGCACAAUUGCAGAAAAAAAAAUUGACUUACGAAUCAAGGUUGUAGAUGUGAAUGACAACUCUCCAGUAUUUCCAGAUGUUGAUCCUGCUGACGUGGAUGAACUCAGUCCUAAAGAUACCUUUGUUACGACAGUCGAUGCAUUUGACGCUGAUGAACCAGGAAAUGCCAAUUCUCAGAUUGCUUAUAGCAUCAUAGCUCAGAAUCCAGCACAUGAUAUGUUCUACAUAGACAGAAGAGAUGGAUCCAUCUUUGUUAAAAGGCCUGUUCUGGACAGAGAGACAUGUAGUAAGUACAUUCUGACGAUACAAGGUCAAGAUCUAAAUGGUGACCCCCGUGGAAACACUGGAACUACCACUAUUAUCAUAAAUGUCCUUGAUGUGAAUGAUAAUUCUCCCACACUGGAAAAAGAUCAGUAUGAAGGAAGCAUUGAGGAGAACACACAAGGUGUGGAGGUAAUGAGAAUCAAAGCAGAGGACAUGGAUCUACAAGGCACAGACAACUGGGAAGCUGUGUUUGAUAUUGUCAAAGGCAAUGAGGCUGGGUAUUUCAGCAUUAAAACAGACCCCAACACCAAUGAAGGCAUCUUAAUGCUUGACAAGGCUGUGGAUUAUGAGGAUGUAAAGAACCUUGAACUAGGCUUAGCCGUCAGGAACAAGAAUCCAUUUGUUGGAAGUGGAGGUGGUGGAGCAAGUGCAGCAUUUGGAGCAAGUGGAGGAAGUGGUGGAGGUGGUGGUGGUGGUAGUGGUGGAGGCGGUGAAAGAUUUAAAACUUAUCCUAUCAAAAUCAAUGUGAAGAACCAGCCUGAGGGGCCACGUUUCAAUCCUAAAGUCAAAGCUAUUCCCGUCUCAGAGGGAGGGAAAUCCUUUAACAUUAAAAAUGUUAUUGCAAGCUACCCUGCAGUGGACGGGGAUACUGGACAACCAGCUAAGGCAGUCAAAUAUGCCAAAGGCUCAGACCCUGACAACUGGCUAACUAUUGACCCAGAGACAGCUGAGAUCAAACUGAACAAGAUGCCUGACAGGGAAUCUCCAUACCUGGUCAAUGGGACAUAUACUGCCAAAAUACUCUGCAUUUCAGAUGACAUGCCUGGCAAAACAGCCACUGGUACAAUAGCCAUCCAAGUGGAAGAUUCUAAUGACCACUGCCCCACCCUGACCAGCAACUUCCAGACUCUGUGCACCACAGCAAAUGCUGUAAUUGUGAAUGCUAAUGAUAAAGACGCAUAUCCUAAUGGCCCCCCUUUUCAGUUUGAGAUCAUCCCAGAAAACACAAAAGGGAAAUGGAACAUGGAGCAUCUAAAUAACACUGCAGCUAUCUUGCGGUCUCAGGAGGCUUUUUGGCCUGGUGUUUAUGAAGUGGAAUUUGUGGUGAAGGAUCAGCAGGGACACGCCUGCCCUGAACCUCAGAGAAUGACGGUCCAAGUUUGCACCUGCGAGGAUGGAGUUGUGUGUGGAAAGCGAGGCAGCAAUGGUCAUGCUAGCAAAACAACAUCAUUAGGACCUGCGGCCAUUGGGCUAAUACUAGCGGGCCUACUACUGCUCUUAAUCAUUCCUCUGCUAUUGUUCUUCUGCCUAUGUGGAUCCGCUAAACAGUUUCCAGACCUCUUUAGUGACAUGCCUGACUGUGAGACCAAGUCACACCUUAUUAACUACUGCACCGAAGGGCCGGGAAAAAACACGGAAGUGCCUCUAGUGAAUUCACUCCAAGAAGUGGAUAGGAAUCCCCUCCUUGUGAUUACUGGCACAGUUAAAAAUGUAGCAGUGGCACCAGCGGGAAGUUUGGAUUACGAGGCAUCUCUCACUAACAUUAAUGGGAUGAAAUGGGGCACCUAUCAAGAUGGUUUUUCAACUGACUAUGGACAAGAAAUGGGGGGUUUCACUGAUUUCCAUUCUGAGUUUGAGACCAGAGAAUCAAGUCAAGGUGGACUUUUUGAUAGCAUGGCCCUGCCACAUUACUUCCUGGCACAGUAUUACUCUCAGAAGACAGCCAGUGGAGAUGACAACCUUGGCGUGAAGGAUGGUUUGUUGGUGUCUGAUUAUGAGGGCCAAGGGUCCUCUGCUGGCUCAGUAGGCUGCAGCAGCAUUUUGGAGUCAGACAAUGACCUUCAGUUUCUUGAUGACCUCGGACCAAAGUUCAAGACUCUCGCAGAGGUGUGCAGAGGCAAGACAAUGUCUUGUGAUGAGAAACAAGUGCUACCCCCUACCCCUAAUGCCUACAUCAAUACUCAAACCUCAGUAUCAAGUUCGAUGAGUGCACAAAAGCUCUCCCCUCCACCCAAACUGGAGCCUGCCAUCUCCAAAGUGGAGCAGAGUGUGGUCAUGAAGACAACUGAGCAUUCUGAAAUUGUAAAGGAAAGUACAGCCAAGGUGAAGGAAGAGAUGAACACAAUGAAAGCAGGGUUGGCAAAUCAAGGCCAGAUGCUCCUAAUGCAGCAGCAGCAGCCUGUGUACUACACCACCACUCCUGUGUUGCAGCCAAUGCAUUAUGUAGUCCAGCCACAGGUCCACAACACUGUGCUGCUGGCUGAGGCGCCAACCACCAACCUUCAAGGCAUGGUGCUGGUUAACAACCCACAGACUGGACCUGCCCAAGGAGUAUUCGUUCAAGGGCAGACACUAAUGUCCAGUGGACAAGCCCAGGGCCCUGGAAUGGUGCUGGUGGAGAAUGGUGACACCCAUAGUUGGAGUGAUGGCCUGAUCCAAGCUGGGAGCUUGUCUGGGUCCCAGACCAUGAUGGUUGUCAAAGGCAAGGCCCCUUCAGGGUCAAUGAAAGUGCUAAAGGGGAGCCAGGGUCUUCUUGUUCAGGGAAGUACUCUACUGUCAGAAGGGGUCUCAGGAUCUAAGAAAGUGCUGACAGUUGGCGUGCCAACUAUCAGCAACAAGCAGCUGGUUCAAGAGGGAGGUCUUUCAAAGAAGAGUGAGGUCUUUGGCUCUGAAAAGGUCAUCUACAGCAGGAGCAGCCAAUCUACUGCCUUAAAGGCAAAUCAGUAGAGCAUUCACUAUAGUGACCCACCUACUGGUUUUUAAGGUGACAAGAGAAAAUCAUUAAAUGGCAGAUGAAUUCCUGGACAACUGAUGGCCUUUUUUAGUUUCAAAAUAAUGUAUUAAUCUUGUGCUUUCAGUAUUUUCAUGGGAAGCCUGUAAGAGCAAAUGGUGGUGGUGAAGGGUGGUGGCGCGCGCAUGUGUGUGUCUGUGUGUGUGUGUGUGUGUGUGUAUGUGUGUGUGAUUGUGUGUGUGUGUGUGUGUGUGUGUGUGUGUCCUUGAAUUACUUACCUCUGCCACCUCUCCAAGGAACUCCCCACAUCACUGACUGUGUUACUUCUUAAUCCAUAACUGUAAGAGAGCCACAGGCGAGAUGGAGGAGACACACUUGCACGCAGGAAUUUUUUUCAUCCCACAUACAAUUUGUUUACAAAAUACCGAUACUAGUUUAGGUCUGGUUGGUAGUGAGGGCAACCAUAAUGAUUAAAUAAGUCCACAAACACAAACCACUGGGUUAAAGACCCAGAAUCAUCACACUUGUGCUUCAGCCAGCUACAUAAAGGCUUUGCUUUCUUGCCUCUUUUAUUAGUUCAUUUUAUUUCUGCUUUGCUAUAUCAAUGUUAUGUUGAUAUCCCAGUCUCAAUAAAUAUAUUCCUCAAUGCUUCCGCUUGCUUGUGAUGUUCCUACGAAUAUACCAGUAGUCAAUUGCUGUUGCUGUUAGAAGCACUGCAUUUAAAAAUAAAAUAAAAUGUUAAACAAAAAAAAAAAGCACUGUGUUUUUUGUGGGGUUGUCUCGGGAUGCAUCACGGUGCCUUGCCUGGGGUUAGUUUCUGUUCUUGGGAUGAAGGUUGUGCUUGCUCCCUUACCUUCUCAAGGUUGGCUUGGUUAACCUACUUGUGCAAGCUUUUCACAUGGACUUAACGGUUUGUGAGAUUUUUCCCCUUUAGAAAUGUCCCACAUAUUUUAUCUCAUUCCACUACAAGACACUUGUUUUUAAUCUAAAAAAAACAGUCAUAUUCAAAGUAAUCUCAAAUUAGACUCUCGCACUUUCUCCCAACUUUUCCUGACAUGAUGAUGCACUUGCUAUCUGCAGGCAUAAUGCAGCACAACAAGAAAAAAAAAGAAAGAAACUAGACUUCUCAUUAACCUUGAACUAUUGUUUGACGCACACAAAAACAAAGAACUAAAAAAAAUAACUAAGCAUGUUUUCUCGAUUAUUUUAGUUGAUUUUAAUUCGUUUUGGGAACGCUCAAUACAGUUUCAGUUAGUUUUCCUUUUUUCACAAACCCUUUUUUGUAUUUAUUUGAGUUAACGAAAGUGUUUAUUUAGUUCUAGUUAUUUUGUUGUUUUUCAUUAAUGAUAAUAACCUUACUAGUCAAAACUUGAAUCCUACAGUGCCACCUUGCCAGGUUAAAGACAUAUUAAAGCUUAAGCCCCCUCCCCAGAACAAACCAUUCAAGCAUCAAUCAACUAACAUUAAUCAAUAUUUUUAUCUAUUAUCAUGACAAAGAUAUUCUAUUUACUACUUCUAAUGAUUUUAUACAAAUAUAGAAGUUAGUUCACAAUGAUAAAAAUACCAAACAAAAGACUGACAAACUCCCCUCUGGUUUUUAACUACUUGGUAAGCUUUCAAAUCCACCCAAUAUAAAAAGACUUGGCACUUGGCACUUCGUGUUUGACGCUCUGUACCUCCAAGAUAGUGGCAACAUGGAGCAGAGCAGCCUUCCAACAUUCCAGUAGUGAUGGCAAUGUUGGAAGCGUUGAAGCUUUCCAUCCAAUUGGUUUGGGAAAAAUGUUCAUUUCUCAAUGAAUAUGUGAGAAAUGAACAUUUGUUUUUUGUGGUUCAUUCAUCGAGUUUAUUAUUUAUUUAUGUGUAAGUACAGCUAAUAGAAGUUUAUCAAUUUUUUUUAAAACCUUUUUAUUAAUGAUUGAUGUAUGAUUUAUAUAAAUCCAACUUGACAUUAGAUGUUUAUGUUAAAACUGUUAAACAAUUUUAUUUAUUUUUUUUAUUUUUUUUAAAGAUUGGACAUUGAUUGUGCUUAUGAAAAACAGUAAUGGUGACUAUUCAGGAUGCCUGGUUGCAUAGUCACUAAUGACCAAAAUAAACUUGUUUCCUGUG
Oreochromis aureus is the source of this 5527-nucleotide messenger RNA. RefSeq names its product desmoglein-2-like. The transcript is spliced from 14 exons. Gene Ontology annotation, molecular function: calcium ion binding. Gene Ontology annotation, cellular component: plasma membrane; desmosome. The coding region runs from base 70 to 3417 and encodes 1115 amino acids. Gene Ontology annotation, biological process: homophilic cell-cell adhesion. Lineage: Eukaryota; Metazoa; Chordata; Actinopteri; Cichliformes; Cichlidae. The record is from RefSeq and is a predicted model, not a curated record.